This is a messenger RNA of Zingiber officinale, 713 nucleotides long. RefSeq names its product transcription factor bHLH146-like. Lineage: Eukaryota; Viridiplantae; Streptophyta; Magnoliopsida; Zingiberales; Zingiberaceae. Gene Ontology annotation, biological process: regulation of DNA-templated transcription. The transcript has a single exon. The record is from RefSeq and is a predicted model, not a curated record. The coding region runs from base 1 to 564 and encodes 187 amino acids.
AUGGAAGAGAAGCAGAGAAGCAAGAGGAAGAGGGCCUGUUCAUCAGAACCAAAUGCUGUAGUCCAUGCAAGUUUUCUGUAUAGAUACAUUGGCUAUCUCCUCCCUGCUUUGGCCAAAGCCACUGGCAAUGCUAGUUCUCGCCGCCAAAUCGAAGACCAAAAGCUCAAAAGCACAGUUAGGUUUGAAGUCGACAUGGCACUGGCUCUCUCUGCCAAUGGCUUUAAGUGGAGCCGUGCCCUGAGGCACAAGCUUGAGCGUCGCAAAGUUGAGAUCCCCUUGAUCACUUCAGAGAGCCAGCAGCUUCCUAUGUUUCUAGCCACCACAACGAUUCCCAGGUCACUGGCAUUUGUGAAUCCAACAAGGCCAAAAAGUUUGAGCAGAAGAAGCUACAUGAGCCUGAUCAGAGUUGAGGAUGAGUACAGCCAGCGUGUGAGAGCUCUGAGGAAGAUUUUGCCAGGUGGGAGUGAGAUGUGCCUCAGUGAGUUGCUAUAUGAAGUGAAGAGCUACAUGGUUUACCUGCAACUGCAAGUUAACAUUCUCAAAUCUCUCGUAGAAGCCCACUGAUGAGGAUGGGAAUUUGAUUUCUGUAAGAAAUAAAUCAUGUUAAUAACCUCAAACAUGCUUUGAACUAGCUUUGCAAUCAUAAGUUGGGGUUGGUGUAACAAGCCUCGCCUUUUAUUCGUGUCAUAACUCAUAAGGUUGAUGCUUCAAAA